GUUGAGGAAUUUUUGAGAGUUAUUACUGGCUAUAAAAGCAAUCGGAGGAGAAGGAUGGAUCUGAGGGGUCGAGUCCAGAAGACCUCUCCCACCUCUGCCUUCACCAUGGAUGCGAGAACCAUUAUCAUCGACCACGGGUCUGGCUUUCUGAAGGCUGGCUUUUCUGGGUGGAAUGAGCCCCAGAUGGUCUUCCCAAGCAUCGUGAACUACAUCCCAUGCAGGGAGAAUCCUGGCCCCAGCUAUGCCCAAAGGCGCGUGAGUCUAGGCAUCGACAUUUGCCAUCCUGAUACCUUUAGCUACCCCAUCCAGCGUGGCCGUAUCCUCAACUGGGAGGGCAUGGAGCACAUCUGGUCGUUUGUCCUGGAGAGACAUAGACGGGAGCAUGAGGACUUCCCUGUGAUGGUCACAGAGUCCCCUCUGAAGGAGCCUGCGGACCGACGGAAGACCCUGGAGAUUAUGUUUGAGUUACAGGAUGUGCCGUCCAUACUGCUGGCAGACCAGCUGGAGAUGUCCCUGUACGCCUCCGGCCUCCUGACCGGCGUGGUGGUCGAUUCCGGCUACGGCCUGACACGCGUGCAGCCCUUCUACCUGGGCCGCCCCUUGCGGCCCAGCGGCAAGACGCUGGAGUUUGCGGGCCAGGAUCUGUCGGCCUAUCUCUUCAAGAGCCUCUUUAAGGAGGAUCGCAACCACCACAACCUGUUUCAGCUGGAGACGGUGGCCACCACCCAGAUGAGCAAGUGCUACGUGCCCCAGAAUCUGGCAGAGGCGCUGGACUUCCGCCAGAGCCUGCCGAGCGGCUCAGAUGAGAACAACACCUAUCAGCUCCCCGAUGGCACCCCAGUGGAGCUGACCCCCAUGCAGCGGCUGGCCCCCGAGAUGUUCUUCAGCCCCCAGGUGUUCGACCUGCAGGGGCCCAGCAUCUCUCAGGCCGUGGUGGAUGCCGUCUUGGCCUGCGAGGCCGCCCUGCACCCGCUGCUCAUCUCCCACGUUAUGGCCUGUGGGGGCAACACCCUCUAUCCCGGUUUCACCAAGCGCCUGUACAAGGAGUUGAUUACAGAUCAUUUCUCCUCCACCAAGGCCGCCAUGUGGGUGGGUUCCAAUAGAAACUUUAGCGUCUGGCUGGGGGCGUCCGUUGUGGCCCAUCUGUCUUCCUAUAAGUCCGAGUGGAUGACCAAAGAGGAGUAUGAAGAGAGUCAGAGGCUGUGACCCGUCCCAGGGGCUCGGGGGGGACCAAUUUCCAGUGACAGGGUCGGGGCAGGGGUGGGGUUAGCUGGCUUUGAAAUUCCGAGGUUAUGAGGGUGUUCUUUAGGUUCUAGGGUUUUAUCUCAUUUCAAGAGUAGGAUCCAGCCCAGAGGAGGACAGGGAAGCCCUCUGGGGAUAGUGUCUCCAGGGGGUGGUCUGUCAUUUGGAGGGGAGCAGUCAGUUAACAUCUCCAGAUAGCUGCUUACCUUUUGCUGGCAUCUUCCUUGGGCUGUCCUGUUCUCAGUUCAGUAGGUUUUAACCAGGGCAAGAGAGGUGGGACCUGCUGCUGGGGUCCCAGUUAUUUUUGACGAGGAGAUGAGGGGUGGAAUGGGAGAGAUGAAGUUUUUCUAGUCUUACUCAUUCUCUUUGGCCAGGGAGGAUUUGCUACAGGUGAGCCCGCAGGCCCUCCCUCCCUCCUGUGGCCAGGGUCUUGUUUUAUAUCUGCAA
Messenger RNA from Zalophus californianus (California sea lion), 1689 nucleotides. RefSeq names its product actin like 8 (gene ACTL8). Gene Ontology annotation, biological process: skeletal muscle thin filament assembly. Gene Ontology annotation, cellular component: stress fiber; actin filament; striated muscle thin filament. Lineage: Eukaryota; Metazoa; Chordata; Mammalia; Carnivora; Otariidae. The transcript is spliced from 3 exons. The record is from RefSeq and is a predicted model, not a curated record. Bases 55 to 1206 code for a protein of 383 amino acids.